This is a messenger RNA of Onychostoma macrolepis, 3274 nucleotides long. It is a transcript of the gene tmem71, whose product is annotated as transmembrane protein 71. Lineage: Eukaryota; Metazoa; Chordata; Actinopteri; Cypriniformes; Cyprinidae. The record is from RefSeq and is a predicted model, not a curated record. The transcript is spliced from 10 exons. Bases 102 to 968 code for a protein of 288 amino acids.
CAGAAGGCGUGGUCUUUCAUGCAUGUCAGUAUAAGCGGACAGACUUGAUCCGCACCGCUAUCCGCAUUCUCCCCGGUUUAGGUUUAACAGCAACGUGAGCCAUGUCUUUCUUCUUUAAAGGAGCGGUCACAAGUUCUCCGGUUAAGACCAGGAGGCAGGAGGCUGAAUAUAUUUGUCACAGUCUUGACGUUUCCCACAUCUCUGACUCCUCCUUCGAGUGUUUCUCUACCAAUCCGCUGACAGGCUCUGUGUGUGUGUGCCGCCGAAGCCCCCGCCUACUAGCCAAUGGUUAUUAUGUUCUGACAGAGGACAGUUUUACCACAGAUGACGAGGGUAACGUCACCCUGACUCUCUCGCACACCAGCGUCUCAUACAAAGAGAAUCUUGUCCGCAUAUUCAGACGAAAGCGCCGGGCAAAAAGGUCACUGGCAAGUCUUCUUAGUGAUGUAAGCAAGUCGUGCCAAUCUUGGCUGGAAGGAAGUGUAUUUAGAAGAUCUGACCCCAUCACUCCCCUCCAGUCAUCAUCAUGGGACGAGCUGGACAACAGCUAUGAGACAAACACACCCAUCAGCUUCACCUAUGAUCCCACAGAUCCAGUUUCCUCCCCUGAUAAAAUGCCGCCUCAGACUCAGCUAGAAGAGGAGGAGCCUCCAUGCGAGUCAUACUCCGCCCAUGAACAAUUCAGCCAAUCAGUGAGCGGCCUCCUGGAUGUUCCUCCCCCAUCCAUGUGUCACCUCAAUAGUUAUAGCUCAUCCAGCAAGACAUCAGAAACUGUGUUCUUGAAAGUCCUUCUCCUCAUCCUAACUUUGUGCCUCUGCAUUGCCAUCUCCUCAGGGUGGCUGCUGGGAGGUGUUUCUGCAGCAGUGGCGUUCAUGGUUCUGCUUUCAUCUAUAUGUAUGUCUAAACCUGGAACUGCAGUGUGCUGGAGGAGAGCAAAGACUGAGGACAUCACCUCCAGAAAUGAGUGAGGAGCAAACACACUGUGUGAAGUCUGUCCUGAGGAGGCCAGAGGAAGUGAGUGUGUGGACACACAUCCUGCAUCAGCGUUAAAAAUUAGUGAUAGAUCAGUUUUUGUAGUGGUGUUUUCACUGAUCAGCUAAAGAGUUCUGAAUAUAAUAAUUUCUGAAGAGUGACAGAACCAGGGAUGGUAGAUGACUGUCACAGGAAAUUUUACAUGAAAGAGAUGAUAUCUUUGCUAAGAUAAGCAUGCAUUUUUAAAUAGAUGGACAUAUCAAUGAUCAUUCUGUAAAUGUUUAAGAAUUUGAUCAGUUUUCCUAAAUGCAAGACUGGAUUGCGUUAUGAGGGAUUCUUUGAGUCAGUGGAGAUGCCCUGCAUAGAAGUGAAAUGUGUCAGUGGUGUUUGUGAAUGCAUCAGCUUGGCUUGGUUAGGCUCUUCAACAUGGUGUCCGGGGCAUUAUGUGUUUUUGCCCAGCUUGUCUAGUCAGAUUAUCAGAUUCUAAAAGGUAUUUACUGCAAAACCUAGUUUAUGAUAUUUUAAUGACUUUGCAAGAAAUCUUUAACUUUUGAGUUGAGAAGUUGUAGCAAAAGAAGUGCCAGUUUAGCUUUGCACAGAUGCCUCAUAUUUGUCAAGUGCCUUUGCUAUACGAAACAGGAGGAGUGUUAUUGCCAUUUGCCAGGGUUAAAGUCUGAAAGGGCUGAAAUUUUAAGCACAAAGUGCUGCUAUCAGGAGCGCAAUAAUUAGAUUGAUUAUAAAAGCGUUGCACUUAAAAUAGGAUUUAAAGCUCACAGGGACUUAAGACAAUUAAACCCUGUUUGCAGGGAAUUAGUGCUGCCAAAGGAGAACAUGUUCUCAAUGUACUGUAUAAUAAGUGUAUCAUUUUGUCACGUUCACACAAGGCAACUGCUCUCACAGAAAGUUAAACUGAGUAAACCGUGAGGAGAAAGCAAUGUCUGUUACAACAUGACCAAAAUGCAUUAAGUGCAACUGUAUCCUCUGAAGGGAAUGGCUAAUUUCUGAUGUUUUUAAAAGGCAGCUCAGUUUUGAAGAGCAAAGACAUUCAUGAGGAAACAAAAGAAAAGCAAAGGAUAAAAUGAAGUGUUUAAAGUAGCAACAUUUCAAUUUUAGAGGUUUAAGCCUAAAAAUCUGAAAUCAAACAUGUUUGAGACCAAGCCAAGGUGAAUAAGUGAAUUAUUCAAAUGCAUAUCUUAGCCAAUAGAUAUCUAAUGUGUUUAUAUGAAGUGAAUUGUCUUCAGUGUUUAUUGUAAAUGUUUUUGUAAUGUCCAUGAGCAAUGAAACAAGAAUGAAUAUUGCUCUAUAAAAAAAUUCAAUAUUUACGAUAAAGUGUUCUGUAGAAAAUGUAUCAUUAUGAAAGGAUUUAAGCUGUGUCUCAGCAAAACUGUACAUGACAAUAUAAUAUUAAAGGGCUGACGACGCCACCUAUUGGGCAAAAGUUAUAAGUAAUUCUAUUUAUGAACAUUAAAGUGCUUGUCCUUAAAUCCUCAUCAGGAAUGCUAUGUCCAAUCAGAUUUACAAAACAUUUACAUAAUAUUUUUGUCGCUGUGAGUUAUUUAUAAUAAUAAUUAUUGUUAAUACAACAAUCAGUUAGAUGAGGCAUAUAAGCAAUUAGUCCAUUAUAUCCCAUCAGAAAUGGGAUAAAAAUGUUGAAAAAAAUACAGAAAAGAAAAAAUGUGUUUUUAUUUAUGUUUUUCAAAUUAUAUAAUUAAUAAGUCACUGGCUACAGAGUUAAAAGGCAAGAUGAUUCCAAUAUGACUAGUUUAAACCAUUGAUAUAUUAUGAUUGGAUGCACUUUUAAUGCCAAAGCAUGUUGUAAAAUUAAGAUGGAAGUGCAAAAAGCACAUUUCCAGUUUGUACUAAACAGGACUCAUAAUGUGUUCACUGAUCAGUAAUCUGUUAAAGAAUACAGUGAGGCAAAUUAUUAUUGAAAAUAUUCAAUUAUUUCUCUAGGGAGAGCUGCCUUUAAGCUUUGAUGACUGCAGUGAACCUGUAACAGCAUUUAACAAUCUGUGUCACAAGAGAGCUAAAGUAAAUAGUAAAAACGUCAGUUAUUUUGUAUUAUUCCACUGCAUGUGAAAGUAAAAUGUGAAAUUUGUGAUUCAUGUAUACACUGUCAAAUAUCAUCUUAAAAGGAAAUGCAUUUAUGUAAUUUGCACAAACAUAAUUUGCCACGUUAGAGCGUAUUAAAGGAGUGAUAGGCCUUAAAACAGAUGUGUUUUAUAAGGUUAAUAGUUUUACAGUGUAUUUUGGAAAAACCCUGUAUUGUCCGUUUUCAAUAAUAAAGUUUUAUAUAUAAAUA